AAGACAAUAUGAAAAUAAAGUAAAAAUCAGAAAUUAACAAACCUACCGAAUUGAAUGAGAUGACUGCUGGGAUAGAAAAUCUAAAUCCUUGUGAUGAUGGAUAGCACACCUGGAAUGAAAACAUCAUGAAAUUUUGUUUGGACUUUCACUUGUUGCAAAUAGCUAGCAGAAAACGGACAGACUGUAAAUCACAACAAAAAUAAAAAUAAAAGAUUCCUUUUAGUCGGCGAAGUUUCCUUGCUGUAGUUUCCCCCUUCUCUCAUUUUCGCACUUUUUCUUUUCCCUCGGACGGAGCUUUUCAUUACCAGAACGACCAACCCACCUUUUUUGCGUCGUAAUGGGUUUAUGGGAUUCCUUACUUAAUUGGCUCCGGAGCCUAUUCUUUAAACAGGAAAUGGAAUUGUCUCUAGUAGGGCUUCAGAAUGCAGGGAAGACGUCUCUUCUAAAUUCCAUUGCUACAGGGGGCUACAGUGAGGACAUGAUUCCAACUGUCGGAUUCAACAUGCGUAAAGUUACAAAGGGAAAUGUGACAAUUAAACUUUGGGACCUAGGAGGGCAAAGGAGGUUCCGAUCAAUGUGGGAACGUUACUGUCGUGGUGUCUCUGCAAUUGUGUAUGUUGUCGAUGCUGCUGAUAGAGACAGUGUUCCAAUAUCUCGAAGCGAGCUACAUGAUCUCUUAACAAAACCUUCCCUGGCUGGAAUUCCCCUACUUGUUCUUGGGAACAAAAUUGAUAAGUCAGAAGCUCUUUCGAAGCAAUCUUUGGUUGAUCAGCUAGGCCUCGAUUCAAUCACAGACAGAGAGGUUUGCUGCUAUAUGAUCUCAUGCAAGGAUUCAGUAAAUAUAGAUGUUGUAAUUGAUUGGCUUAUCAAACACUCUAAAACAGCUCAAUGAUUGUCAAUGAGUUAAGACUUUAAAUUGUGUUUGUUUAAGGUUCUUGGAAAUCAUGAUUGUAAGCUGAGAAGCAAAUCAAAACAAACCAUUCCUAUGGAGAUUGUUGCACAUGUUCUGUUCAGGUUAGAUCCCAAAUGAGUUUUCUGUAUUGGGUUUUGAUUGUUGAGGGCAAGUUUUUGUUGCA
Messenger RNA from Ziziphus jujuba (common jujube), 1076 nucleotides. Its product is annotated as ADP-ribosylation factor-like protein 8c. Lineage: Eukaryota; Viridiplantae; Streptophyta; Magnoliopsida; Rosales; Rhamnaceae. The transcript has 6 exons. Gene Ontology annotation, molecular function: GTP binding; GTPase activity. Gene Ontology annotation, biological process: protein transport. The record is from RefSeq and is a predicted model, not a curated record. The coding region runs from base 338 to 892 and encodes 184 amino acids.